AUGGAUUCCUUUGAGGCAAGGUUGCAGUUUAUACAAGUUUUGAAAAACUUACAAAAGACUUUAAACAUCACUAGAGAGACAUCUCCGACACCAUCGCUGAAUACAAGCAGCAAAUCCAAUUUAACAGAUCCAGUACAGUUUUAUUUGAAAGGAUAUGAACAACAUUAUGAAGAUUUCCAUCAAUGUAUGUUUACAUCGGGAGAAAAAAUGGAUCCAUUGGAUAGAUUGAACAUUGUUAUGUAUUAUCAAAUGAUUCUAAUAGCGUUAUGGCCAAUAAGUCAAAAAGAAGGCAACAAUGAAAUUUCCAAGAAAGUAAUAUUCAAAAAUUUACUUCCAUCAAUUGACAAGAUUUUUCAACUAGCAUUACCACCUAAUGAAUGGAAGUCAUUAGUAAAUUUACCGAAAUGCAUUGAUAUAUUUAAAUCUUUGAACAAAAUAUGUGGCGGUAUCAUCGAUGAAAACCAAAUACAAGAAUUAGAUAAGGAAAAAUUGCCUUUAUCAAACUCGGAAUUAAUCGAGGAUGAGACGAAAUGGUUAAACAUACCAAUGGAUAAUUUAAACAAUACCUCCAAUAUAGAUUAUAAAGAAUCAUUUCAAAAUUGUUUUAAAUUAUUAAUCGAUAGAAAAUGUAGACAACAGCUCUUUUUCCAAAAUUAUGAAAACCCAGAUAAACUCAAGCUAAUAUUUCAAUUGCCACAAACUACAAGUACUCAAAUAACACUACAUCGGAUGGAAAGUGACAGAGAAAGACACAAACGGGCCAAGGAACAUAUGUGGUUCAUAAACAAAACCAACAUGUUGGAUGAAUCAGAAUUUCAAAACUUAUGGAAUAAAAUCCCAAAUUCAUUAACUGCAGAAGAUUUGACAAGCAUUCAAGAGAUCCAAUCAAUAGCAAAACAAAGUUACAUGAUAUAA
Molecule: messenger RNA, 915 nt
Organism: Vanderwaltozyma polyspora DSM 70294
Lineage: Eukaryota; Fungi; Ascomycota; Saccharomycetes; Saccharomycetales; Saccharomycetaceae
Gene: CTK3
Product: Ctk3p
Exons: 1
Coding region: 1-915 (304 amino acids)
Biological process (GO): positive regulation of transcription by RNA polymerase I; positive regulation of DNA-templated transcription, elongation
Cellular component (GO): CTDK-1 complex
Source: RefSeq, a predicted model, not a curated record